This is a messenger RNA of Colletotrichum chrysophilum, 783 nucleotides long. RefSeq lists its product as uncharacterized. The coding region runs from base 1 to 783 and encodes 260 amino acids. The transcript has 6 exons. NCBI's taxonomy places the organism in Eukaryota, Fungi, Ascomycota, Sordariomycetes, Glomerellales, Glomerellaceae. The record is from RefSeq and is a predicted model, not a curated record.
AUGGCUGAAGCGGACCAGGAAGUGCAGAUUGCAGCUGCUGGUGAUGAGGCUACCGAUGACGGACUAUCGGAAAUCUCGGCGGUCGCAUCGUCAAGUACCAGUGUUAGCAGCUCUCUUCUCGAAUACCGCAUUGAGAAUGGCAGAACCUACCAUCGGUACAAAGACGGCAAGGAGGAUUGGACCUACUCGAAGCCUUUCGACUACAUCCACAGUCGAUUGCUGACCUCGGCCGUCAGCGACUGGAAGAUAUACCUUACCAAGUGCUUUGAAAACCUGACACCAGGCGGCUGGCUAGAGCUUCAGGAAGCAGACGUUUGGCCCUUCUCCGAUGAUAACACGUUCCCCAAAGACAGCGCGUUCGCUAGGAUGGCAAUCUUGCUCAAGGAAGCGGCUGCGAAGAUGGGACGCCCCUGGUUUGACCUACCGUCCCUGAAGACUAUGAUGCUUGAGGUUGGCUUCGUGGACGUUAGAUUGAAACUCCACAAGUGGCCAAUCAACGACUGGCCUAAGGAUCAGCGAUACAAAAACAUCGGCACCUGGACGUACGAUAACGUCACUAACGGUUUGGAGGCUAUGGUAAUGGCGCCUUACACCCGCGCCCUCGAAUGGACGCGUAACGAGGUCAACAUCUUCCUCAUCGACGUGCGCAAGGAUCUGAAGAACAGACACUUCCACGCCUACUACCCGGUCUAUGUCAUCACUGGGCGUAAGCCCGAGAAGGAAGCCACGCCCGCCCCUCCCACCGCUGCAGCAGCGACAGAGCCUGCAACGGCCACAGAGUAA